CGGUGUCUACCAGCACUUUGCUCCUUCCAGACAGACACACUGGUCGGCUGCUGUGUAGCUAACUUAGCGUAGGCGAACAGUUCAAUAAAGUGUCGCAAAAUGUCUCACCCGGUGCCCACUAGCAAGCCGUCCAACCCCCAAAACCCUCGCGUUUUCUUCGACGUUGACAUUGGCGGCACUAGAGCCGGCCGAAUUGUUCUGGAGCUGUUCGUUGACAUCACACCCAAGACGGCAGAGAACUUCCGUGCACUCUGCACGGGGGAGAAAGGCCUGGGGAAAUCCACAGGGAAACCUCUGCACUUCAAAGGAUGCCCUUUCCACAGAAUUAUUAAGAAGUUCAUGAUCCAGGGUGGAGACUUCUCUAACCAGAAUGGCACCGGUGGCGAGAGCAUUUACGGGGAGAAGUUUGAGGAUGAAAACUUUCACUACAAGCACGACCAAGUGGGCCUAUUGAGCAUGGCCAAUGCGGGGCCCAACACCAACGGCUCGCAGUUUUUCAUCACCACGGUGCCCACGCCACACCUGGAUGGCAAACACGUGGUCUUUGGGCAGGUGCUCAAGGGAAUGGGGGUGGUCAAAAUGCUGGAGGCCAUCGGCACCAAUGACGACGCUCCUGUCAAGCCUUGCGUGAUUGCCGACUGUGGUGAGCACAAGGACGCUGACAGCUGGGGCGCUGCCCCCUGUGACAGCACCGGCGAUGCCCACCAUGACUUCCCUGAAGACUCGGAUGUUGACUUCAAAGAUGUGGACAAAGUUGUGGCGGUGGCCGAGGACAUUAAGAAGAUUGGAAACAACCUUUUUAAGAGUCAAGACUGGAAUGCUGCUGUCAAUAAAUACAGCAAAGCUCUCAGGUAUUUGGAAAUGUGCGGGGAGGUUUUGGAGGACGAGGGCGACGAGUCUCCAGCGCAAAAGAAGCUGCUGCCUGCCGUGCUCAGCUGCUACCUCAACACGGCAGCCUGCAACCUAAAACUGCAGAUGUGGCAGGAGGCCGUGGACAGCUGCAACGAGGCUCUGGAGCUGGACAAAGGCAACACCAAGGCUCUUUUCCGGAGGGCUCAGGCCUGGCUGGCCCUCAAGGAGUAUAGCCAAGCCGUGUCUGAUCUGAAGACAGCUCAGGGAAUAGCUCCGGAGGACAAAGCCAUCAGCAAUGAGAUGAAGCGUGUGCUGCUCCAAGUCCAGCAGGAGAAGGAGAGAGAGAAGAAAAUCUAUGCCAAAAUGUUUGCCUGAGUGGUCGACACGCCUCGUCAGGUCACAUACCUCAUCCAGAAAUUGUUUUUCAACACUGAAUGCCGUCACUGUUUUGUAGCAGUGUGCUUGGAAUACAUCGCAAGACCCUCAGCAAGUGCAGAAGAGUCAAGUAGUUUAUUCACUGAUGUGACAAUAUGUACAGUACAACAUGUACCUGGAAUAAAUGUUAACUUAUCAAAAACGCUUGCUGGAAGUCUACAUUUAAUAUACUUGAAGGCCACUUUAUGCAAAUGACAUGUUCAAACCACACUUUGUUCUGUCGCGGUAGUGUCACAUGAUAAAUUAAUAAAAUCCAGGCUCUUAAAACAUGA
Hippocampus zosterae (dwarf seahorse) is the source of this 1559-nucleotide messenger RNA. RefSeq names its product peptidylprolyl isomerase D (gene ppid). The transcript has 10 exons. Gene Ontology annotation, biological process: protein peptidyl-prolyl isomerization; protein folding. Bases 100 to 1227 code for a protein of 375 amino acids. Gene Ontology annotation, molecular function: peptidyl-prolyl cis-trans isomerase activity; protein binding. The record is from RefSeq and is a predicted model, not a curated record. NCBI's taxonomy places the organism in Eukaryota, Metazoa, Chordata, Actinopteri, Syngnathiformes, Syngnathidae.